Messenger RNA from Vicia faba (fava bean), 432 nucleotides. Lineage: Eukaryota; Viridiplantae; Streptophyta; Magnoliopsida; Fabales; Fabaceae. The record is from the annotation of a GenBank genome assembly.
AUGACAAUUUUUCAUUUUACCAAACAAAAACUCAUAAAGCUCUCUACUCUCUCUACUUCAUCAAAAACCCAAUCACCUCCUACCACCACUGGAGCUCCGAUCACCUCCCGAUUCCAGCGAUCUUUUUUCGGUGAAACCCCUCUGCGGCUUACCCUCUAUCUUCAUUGGUCAGCUCUCCCUCUGAUCUUCCUCCAAUUUCGGUCUUCUCCUCUUCCUCUUCACCAAUUCCAAUUUCUUAAGCUUCAAGAGAUUUUGGAGCUUUUGCGGAAGAUUUCAGAUAUUUGUUGUAGAGUUUGCUGUAUACGGAUUUGUUUUAUCUGUUUGGUACAUAUUCAGAUCAUUAUUGUUGUAAAUAUUGUAAAUAUUGUAUUUUGCCGCUUUCUAGAGAUCAUGAGAAGUAAGAAGCGGGAAAUAAAAAGAGUGUGCACUUAA